AUGCCUACAGUGCGACGAGACCCGUCCGGUCGCACGUGUCGCGGCUAUGAAGAUAGCGGAAGCAUCAUAUUCCGCCAGCACGAGAACCAUAGUGACAGCCAACCCCAGUCUAAGCCGGCUUUCAAGUCGAUGGCCCGUAAAUGUAGCUUAGCUGCUAGAGAGCCAGUCCCUGGUACCGACUUUAUCCCCGAGGAUGGCCCUCCAAAGGAGGUGACCCAAAACAGAAUCAAGGAGUUGGCGCUGCAGGCGUUUUUCUAUGACUAUACCGAUGUCUCUGUUAACUCUUCCAUAUCAGGAGGCUUCUUGGGUGGACUGGAACCGAUCGUGCAGAAUCUAGGACUGGAGUCCCACGUGGCAAAUGCGUGCAAGGCGGCCGCUUUCGCCAGCAAUGGGUUAAAGUUGCGUCGACAGUUCCUGAUACAGCAGGCCGAAACCUUGUACCACGAGCUGCUGGGAUAUCUAGCCAGUUCCAUGCAGACCCCAGCUGCGAGCGGUCACGAGACGCUGAUCAUUGCCAUACUGCUGGGGCUCUAUCAGAUGAUUGUGGCUGAGGAGGCCAAUCCGGGCCAUCAUACGGCUCAUGCUGGAGGCGUAGCUGCAAUCCUACAAAUUGAAAACAAUCCCCUAGGGCUUGUGCAGGCGAUCUUAUCUGGCCAUCCAUUGGUGCUCAAUGGCAAGCAGAAUGGUGCUCUGCCUCGACAUGCCAAAAGCAGUGUCGAUCAGAGUUUAUAUAAUCUGUUGAUUAAACUGGACCCCAUCUGGAAGCGCACAGAGGCAAUUCUCGCAGGCCCGCCUGCUCCACUUUUCUUUGAGGACGUUUUUGCUCUCAAAUUGGAAGCAAUGGCGCUAAACCACGAUCUUGAUAUCUGGCAGCAGAAUCAAAGCCAAGAGUUCAGGCCAACUACAGUAGAUCCAGGGCUUCCGCCAAGACCCAACCCCGGGGCAGGGUACAGGCACGGCCGGAUUGACAUGUAUAUUGAUCUCUACGUCGCAGCAUUAUGGAACUUCUCUCGAAUUGCGCGAUGUUUACUUAUCACCCUGAUCAUGCGGUUGUCUGGUGUGCUUGAUGAUGGCGUUAAUCAUGAUUCAGAUCAUCGGGAGGCUUUGCGUCUUGUAGAAGAUAUGAUCGCAUCCAUCCCUUACCAUUUAUCGGAGGAUCUGCAGGUCUUUCUGCGCGAGCGACAUGAUCACACCAAAAUCACCAACGCAGGACGACCGGUCGGUGGUUUAUUACUUAUGCAUUCUAUUUAUGUGGCUUCACAUCUGCAAAUAUUCCCACUGGAGAUGCGUGAAUAUUUUAAAACGUGCUUAGUCUGGAUUGGACGACGGAUGGGAAUUGGACAGGCUGCCUUCUUGGCCCAGGCCCCCCAAAUAGACAAUCAGUAUUUUUCCGGUGGGUGUCUGAUCGUAUUAGCGGGACUCCUCAUUUAG
Penicillium longicatenatum is the source of this 1431-nucleotide messenger RNA. RefSeq lists its product as uncharacterized. The record is from RefSeq and is a predicted model, not a curated record. Bases 1 to 1431 code for a protein of 476 amino acids. NCBI's taxonomy places the organism in Eukaryota, Fungi, Ascomycota, Eurotiomycetes, Eurotiales, Aspergillaceae. The transcript has 5 exons.